Molecule: messenger RNA, 372 nt
Organism: Drosophila grimshawi
Lineage: Eukaryota; Metazoa; Arthropoda; Insecta; Diptera; Drosophilidae
Exons: 1
Coding region: 1-372 (123 amino acids)
Source: RefSeq, a predicted model, not a curated record
AUGUCUUCUGCUGAAGACGAAAAGACGUCGGCUGUCUCAAAAAAUGAGUCGAGGUUUAGGCCAACUAUUUUCAGCAAUGCACCCAAUCAUCUCGAUGAUCAUCUCCUGUCCCAGGGCAGAAAGAAUCUCAAGAAAUGGCUGGGACUCAUGGUGCGUGUCACACUGAAGAAUAAAAUGACUGUGAUGGGCAUCUUUAGCUGCACCGAUCAUGAUCAGAAUAUAGUAUUGGAUUGUAGUGCGUUCAAUGAAAUUGGUAUGGUCAUCGUCACUGGCAAUCAAAUAGAUAAAUUUGAGGUGAAUGUGCCUCAAAAUAUGGAACAAGAGAUGGACAAAGAUGCCGAGCAAUCGAACUAUCCAGAGAAAGUUAAUUAA